Penicillium brasilianum is the source of this 972-nucleotide messenger RNA. The record is from the annotation of a GenBank genome assembly. Lineage: Eukaryota; Fungi; Ascomycota; Eurotiomycetes; Eurotiales; Aspergillaceae.
AUGCAACAUGGCUCGGACGUCAUCGAGCCCGAUUUCUCGGAUGUUGAUUCAACCUACCCGGAGUCGUUAGGUGACGCCAGUUAUACCACCAGUCUCACAUCAACUGCACUAAACUAUCAAUAUGAGAACGGUCGCAGAUACCACUCCUACCACGAAGGCGAAUAUAUCCUGCCUAACGAUGAGCGAGAACAAGAUCGUCUUGAUUUGAGUCACCACAUCUAUUUAAUGCUUCUUAAAGGCGAGCUUCAUGCCGCUCCGAUUAAAAAUCCAAGGAGGGUAUUAGAUAUUGGUACCGGUACGGGGAUAUGGGCUAUGGAUUUUGCAGACGAACAUCCAGAAACAGAAGUCAUCGGAAUCGAUUUAAGUCCCAUCCAACCGUCCUGGGUGCCACCAAACUGCCGCUUUGAAAUUGACGAUUUUGAACAACCGUGGUCAUACAGCCAGCCAUUCGACUUUAUCCAUGGACGAGAGCUAGAAGGGGCCAUCCGUGAUCAUGACACGUUAUUCCAACAAGCAUACCAAUAUUUGAAUCCAAAUGGAUGGCUAGAGAUCUCCACGAUCGAAGUCAAUACGUACUCCGACGACGACACUCAUCUCAAAGCAACGAAUAUGCUCGAGAGUGUGGUGCAAUUACACGCAGGGUCAAGGUUGUUCGGAAAGGACAUGUCAUCCGUGGUCACGUGGAAAGAGAAGAUGGAGAAAGCCGGAUUCAUCAAUGUAGAGGAACGAGUCUUCAAGCUUCCCCAAAGUCCUUGGCCUAAAGAUCCUAAGCUGAAAGAGCUGGGGCGAUAUCACCAACUUAAUAUGUUGGAGGCCAUGCCCACUUACAGUUAUGCACUAUUCACACGCAUGCUCGGAUGGGAUCGAAAUCGGAUUGAAGCUCUUUUGGCUGGUGUCCGUCACGAAUUGAAAGAUUUGUCGAACCAUUUGUAUUCAAAAGUACAUAUGGUAUACGGACAAAGGCCGGAGUGA